Molecule: messenger RNA, 2033 nt
Organism: Humulus lupulus (European hop)
Lineage: Eukaryota; Viridiplantae; Streptophyta; Magnoliopsida; Rosales; Cannabaceae
Product: glutathione gamma-glutamylcysteinyltransferase 1-like
Exons: 8
Coding region: 209-1744 (511 amino acids)
Biological process (GO): response to metal ion; cellular detoxification of cadmium ion; phytochelatin biosynthetic process
Molecular function (GO): metal ion binding; glutathione gamma-glutamylcysteinyltransferase activity
Source: RefSeq, a predicted model, not a curated record
GUUAAGUUACCCGCCGUUAUGAACAACGCCUAUUUUUGUUUGAUUUGUAUUAUCAGAUUCAAUUGGAAAACAAAUUCGGUUGAAAUCUAAAACCCUAAAUUUACAGAUUCCAGUUCACUGACACAACCCGCCAAUUUCGAAUAUUUUCUUUUGUCUUCGAAUCAAUUCUACCAUAAAUUGACCUUUUUUAUUUAAUUAGUUAUCAAAAAUGGCCAUGGCUGGCCUGUACAGACGACUCCUUCCUUCUCCUCCUGCAAUCGACUUCGCUUCCUCCCAAGGAAAGCAACUUUUUAUGGAAGCAAUUCAUAGUGGAACCAUGGAGAACUUUUAUAGAUUGAUUUCUUAUUUUCAGACACAGUCAGAACCGGCCUAUUGUGGAUUGGCCAGCCUGUCCAUGGUGUUGAAUGCCCUAGCUAUUGAUCCUGGAAGAAAAUGGAAAGGACCUUGGAGAUGGUUUGAUGAGUCUAUGUUAGAUUGCUGUGAACCUUUGGAAAAAGUUAAAGCUCAAGGCAUCUCAUUUGGGAAGCUUGCAUGCUUGGCUCAGUGUGCUGGAGCCAAAGUUCAAGCUUUCCGUACAAAUCACUGCAGCAUUAGCGAUUUCCGUAAGUAUGUCAUGGAAUGUUCCACUUCAGAUGAAUGUCAUUUGAUCUCAUCAUACAAUAGAGCAGCUCUGAAACAGACAGGAACUGGUCAUUUUUCUCCUAUUGGUGGUUAUCAUGCUGGAAAGGACAUGGCACUUAUCUUGGAUGUUGCACGUUUCAAAUAUCCUCCCCAUUGGGUUCCGUUAACAAUUCUAUGGGACGCCAUGGAUAAUGUUGAUGAAACUACCGGACAACGUAGAGGGUUCAUGCUUGUAUCUAGGCCUCACAGGGAGCCUGGACUGCUGUAUACCCUGAUUUCAUUCUUGGGCUUCUGGCAGAGCUGCAAACAUGAGAGUUGGAUUGGUAUUGCCAAAUACCUAAUGGACGAUGUCCCUCUUCUCUUGAAAUCAGAAAGUGUGAAGGACAUUCAGAAAGUUAUCUCUAUUAUUUUUACUUCUCUCCCAUCUAAUUUUGAGGAGUUCAUUAAGUGGGUUGCAGAAGUUCGAAGGCGGGAGGAUGGUAGCCAAGGUGUUAGCCCAGAGGAGAAGGCUAGACUUUCUGUCAAGGAGGAAGUAUUGAGACAGGUUCAAGGUACAGGCCUUUAUAAACAUGUAACGGCAUUUCUGUCAUCCACAAAUUCUUGUCGCAGAAACUCAGUAAUCUCUGACAGUGGAGAAAAUUUACCGGACAUAGCUGCAAGUGUCUGUUGCCAAGGGGCAGAAAUUUUAUCCGGUAAGUCUGGUUCACAGGGCUACUGCUGUCAGGAAACAUGUGUUAAGUGCUUGCAAGCUAACGGCAGCAAGCCAAUCACAGUAGUAUGUGGGACUGUGGUAAAUGGCAACUCCGAACAGGGGGUUGACAUGCUAGUACCUUCCUCCCAGUCAAGCUCAAUGUGCCACUGCUCUGGCUCUAAAGAUCACAUUUGGUUUCAGCACCCAGCCGGAAAUGAUGUUUUAACAGCACUUCUUCUGGCAUUGCCUCCUGAGACAUGGUCUGGGAUCAAAGAAGAGAACCUUUUGCAGGAAAUAUAUAGCCUUGUGUCAACUGAGAAUCUUCCCAAUUUGCUGCAAGAAGAGGCAUUGCACUUGCGUCGUCAGCUUCACCUUUUGAAAAGAUGCCAAGAAAAUAAGGUGGAUGAGGUUCUUUCUGCACCUCUCUUUUAGUACCCAAUUUUUUUUUUUCUUUAUAUAUGCAAAUAGGGUAUCACUAAGGAGGUUGUAGAAUAAGAAGUUUAGACCACAUGAAGGCCAUUCCUGUAGAUUAGAUUAGUCAUAUCAAAAUGGGCAAGCAUUUAAUGUAGGCAAGACUCUCAUUAUAUGGACUGUUGUAUUGUGUAUCAUAGAUUAAGUUGACAUUUUUCUUUUUUAGAGUUUAGAGAGUUUGACAAGUACAGGUUUUCUCCUCAAAAACACACAAGUUUGUAUUCUCAUCUAUCUUUGUCACCUUAUUCUA